Girardinichthys multiradiatus is the source of this 2952-nucleotide messenger RNA. It is a transcript of the gene stx3b, whose product is annotated as syntaxin 3A. Lineage: Eukaryota; Metazoa; Chordata; Actinopteri; Cyprinodontiformes; Goodeidae. Gene Ontology annotation, biological process: intracellular protein transport; synaptic vesicle fusion to presynaptic active zone membrane; exocytic insertion of neurotransmitter receptor to postsynaptic membrane. The coding region runs from base 403 to 1371 and encodes 322 amino acids. Gene Ontology annotation, cellular component: postsynapse; presynaptic active zone membrane; synaptic vesicle. Gene Ontology annotation, molecular function: SNARE binding; SNAP receptor activity. The transcript has 11 exons. The record is from RefSeq and is a predicted model, not a curated record.
GGACGUGGCUGCGCAUGCGUGAGCUAGAAAAGUGCGUUUUAGAAUGAUUAGUGCUGGGCAGCGCAGAGGCAGAUUAUAUGACUCCACACAACUGUUGUUUUAAUCCCCUGGAAGAAGAGAUUUAGCAAGAAAAACCACUGCCUUUAAACCCAGCAGCCAUAUUGUAUGGAAAAGCGACGGGAAGACUCCAGUUUUCAGAAAAAACUGCACUCCCAAGAAACCCCCUGCCAGGAUUUAAGGGGAGUUUUAAUUUGCUUUUCAGCGGCGGUUGGGUUUCUGUUACACAGCUAGCUCAGCAGCUGGCUGGGGAACACAGGCGCUGGGAGUAGUUUUCCAUUCCAUUUGGUGCAAUAUUGGCUCUUUUUGUUUGCUUGUUCGGACUUUUGUAUCACACAACUAAUAAUGAAGGACCGAUUGGAACAGCUGAAAGCGACUUGUGAUCAAGAUGACGACGAGGUGGAGAUUUCUAUGGACAACGCAGCCUUCAUGGACGAGUUCUUCUCUCAGAUUGAGGAGAUCAGGAACAGUAUUGAUAAAAUUGACCAGAACGUGGCUGAAGUCAAAAAGCUUUACUCAGUCAUCUUGUCUGCUCCCACCUCAGAUCAGAAAACACAGGAUGACUUGGAAGCAAUCACCCUUGACAUAAAGAAGAUGGCCAACAAUGCAAGAAACAAACUCAAGACAAUUGAGAGAAAUCUGGAGUCAGAACAGCAGGAGAGGGUGUCAGCUGAUAUACGGAUACGUAAAUCACAGCAUGCUGUGCUGUCCAGGAAGUUUGUGGAGGUCAUGACAAAGUAUAAUGAGGCUCAGGUGGACUUCAGGGAAAGGAGUAAAGGACGUAUUCAGAGACAGCUGGAGAUAACUGGAAAAGCUACAACCGAUGAAGAGCUGGAGGAGAUGUUGGAAAGUGGAAAUGCUGCUGUUUUCACUGCCGGGAUUGUGGACUCUGGGAUCUCAAAACAAGCCCUGAGUGAGAUUGAAUCCAGGCAUAAAGACAUUGUCCGUCUGGAAAGUAGCAUCAAGGAGCUGCAUGAUAUGUUUGUAGACAUCGCCAUGCUGGUGGAGAGCCAGGGGGACAUAGUAGACAACAUAGAGCAGAAUGUAUCUCAGUCAGUGGACCACAUUAUACAGGCAAAGGAGGAGACUAAAAAAGCUGUAAGGUACCAGACCAAAUCCCGCAAGGGGGGGAUGAUUGACAGGAUUGAGAGCAACAUGGACCAGUCGGUGGGCUUUGUGGAGCGAGCUGUUGCAGACACGAAGAAAGCUGCCAAGUUUCAGCAAGAGGCUCGCCGUAAGAUGAUCUUCAUCGGUAUAUGCUGUGCUGUGGUUUUAGUCAUCAUCCUCAUUAUUGUCCUCACUCAGACCCUAUAAUAGGACCUGCCGUAUUGCUACCAUCACCAUCAUGUGUUUACUUCAUGCAGCCCGUCCAUUUUUUCAUCAUCUGCUAAAAACUGGUGCAAAUUACUUCAUGUGGAUCAGUGCUGCUGACCUGGUGUGAAAAGAGGAACUUUUUUGACUUCCUCAGUUUUAGACAAUCUACGGAUGCUCGGAUGAGGAAAUGAGUUGAAAUGGGGCCCAGUACCUGCUUACACCUCUGUGGAAGCCAAAAAGGGAAACUGGAAACAUAACUGACUGUUUCAUCACUCCACUGUCACCAAACAUUUCAUUGUUUAACAUUUAUGUUUGUCUUAACUAUGCAGGAGCACAUGCCACCCCCCCCCCCCUCCUUCUUGCCUCAAUGAGCCUCGACACAUAUGACUACUUUAAAAGCUACUGAAUGUCCACUGCUCCAGGUUAUGGUUGGUUUUCAGGGGGUUCCAGCACUUUCACUGUUAACUAUUAAAUUAAGCUAAGAUUUAUGUAAUUAUAUUGUAAAUAAUAGAAGUCAUAAUUGUACACUGUUGACAUUCAAUCUUGUAAGAAGCUUAAGGUCUUGAAAAUGUUCAUUUUAAAUAUGAAGGAUGACACAUUCCAGCAACAUUGAAAGAAAAGACUAGAAAGUUAUACGUUGAAAUUGUACCUUGAAUUUGAUCCUGUUAAACCAGUUAACGUGUAGAAAUGAAACUAUGCUAUAAACAUACUACCUAAGAGACGACAGAGGCUAGAAUUAACACUAGUAAAAACAUUUUCUAUUUGACAGGUUUUUACAUAGAAAGGGACAACUAAAUCAAAAGGAAAGUCUCUCAUUCUAACAGCUCUUUUUAGGUGUAUUAAGCAAUUGUUACCACAGUAAACAUACAGCUAAGCUGCCAGUUUAUCAUUCAGUUUCCUGUUAGAAUGAUGUUCAAGGCAAUUCUAGUUUUCUUAGUGUUCAUUAGGUUGAUAUUUUGUCAUCAGAUAAUUUACCAGAACCUCAAUCAGUUUAUAUAUAUAUAUAUACAAAUUUUGUUGGGUAAAAAGGUUGAGCUUGUUUAUUCAAAACGUUAUUUCUAGUGAGAUGAACUUGAUCAACUGGCUGCUAAGUUGAAUUUGAGUUGGUAGCCAUUAUUGUCCUACGCAGGUAAUAUUCCAGACUGACAGUUUACAAAACAUUGUAUUGGCUUUAGCAUUUGUAGGAUGGUUGUUAGUGUGUAUUUAAAGAUAAUCAAUCAGUUGUCAAGAGCCAAAGCAUUUUCUUUUCAAGAUUCUGUAUGCAGGAAAUACUUGAAAUCAGCGUCCAACAUGAUUUUUGUGGUCCUGCAGGUCACAGAAGGAUGAGGGAGAAAAACAAUUCAAGCUGCUGCACAUUUUGUUUAUGUCAAAUAUUUCAGAAGAAUUAAAGAUGAGUUUUUUUUAAGCCUGAGCUUCUGUCCUGUUUUUGAGUCACAAUCCCAAAUAUACUGUAUGUCUUGCAAAAGUAAUCAUGAAUACAUUGGGAUUUCAUGUAGUAGGCCAAGAUAAAGUAACGCAUAUUUGUAAAGUCAAAGGGGAAAGUGUACAUAACUUUUUAAAAUAAAAAUCUGAAAACUGUAA